UGACUUAUAGUUAUCAAAAUUGGUAUUUUUUUUAUCCCCCCACAAAACUGUCCUUUGUACCAUUUAGAGCAUUGGUAAUAUAGCAUUUCUUGAAAGAAAUUUCUUGCAGAUCACUAAGACUUAAGUUUUGAUGUUUGUACUUUCCUAAUCUUACCAGAAGGUGUCAGAAAAGGUUUUCUAACACCAUGACUCCUAUUUCUUCCUCAAAUAGUCCUUUAAUGGUUUGCUGACUGAAAUAACCAAGAAUGGCAAGAACUUAUCAUGCCUACAUAUUUAAUUGCUGACAUGAUUAAAAGAUGCCUGAAUUAUGCAAUGCACUCUUGUUUUAGAAAAGUUUUCAUUAGAAUCAGUAAAAUAUGACAUGUAACCAAAAAGCUAAUUCUGCUCUCAGCGAAAAUAUUCACAAGUAGAAUGUCAUGCUCUUUACAUUUUAAUCCAUAAAUUUAAUGUGAUCCUUACCCCCCAAAAAUGCCAGCAGCCAAUUCCAAAACUUAUAUGACACAGCAAUUUUCAUCGUAAGAAUUAAUUUACAAUGUCAAAUAAUAUAUAUAUAUAAGGUUGAUUAGUGCAGCAUUUUUUAUAAAAGCAAAAAGUGGAAAACAAAGUAUCUUUUCUUACAAGACUUGAUAAAUAAAUUAUGGCACAUUCAUACAGUGGAAUAUUUUUACCCAUUAAAAAGAAAUAAGUGGCUUUAUUAACCAUCAAAUUGUAACAAGUCUUUAACUUGCUUUGGAAAUUGACAAAAGUCAAGUGCAGCGCAAUGUGUAUAAUCUACCAUUUGGAUAAAAAAAUAAGUGAACUAUAUAUAAUACAAUAUCUAUAAAUGACUCUCAGGGAAUAAGUAGGAAACUGUAAGAAUAGUUGGUUGCCUACUCAGAUAUAAACUGAGUGCUUAAGAUAGGAGGUAUGGCAGAGUCUUUAGGUAAAUAACCAACAACUAUUCAAUAACAACUAUUCAAUAUCUCUUGCUAACAGAAUCCUUUUUUUGUUAAGGGUUGAAGUAGGUUCCAAUCCAGGAGAUGUAGAAGGAUUGGUUUAAAGUUAUUCUUGAUAAUCCUGUUUUCAUUUUCCAGCUCCUUAUUUUUUUAGCUUUCUUGCAACCACCAGUAGCAAUGUGAAACUUAAUCACAUGAGAAAUAUAUCAUUGUCAUUUAUAGUGGCUGUCCAAGAAUAUAAUGAAAUGAAUCUUAUAAUUUUUGCUUGCUUAUUCCAACAUUUGUGAAUACAAGAACUAAUGAAUACUGAUUGAAUCCUCAGGAUUUUCUUGAAGCCUCUAAAUUCUAUGAUAAAUAAUUGGCCACUAUGACUAUAGAACAUAGAUAGUUAAAGUUCAUUCCAUUGCGAUAAGUUGAUAGGAGUUCAAACAGUUCUCUGAGAAAUUAACUGUAGAUCAAAUGGAAAUAUGUCUUCUAUAAUAACUUGUUAAAAUGAGAAGGAAUUAACUAUUUAGAAUCAUGGGAUAACCGCCUAGUGAGAAGUGAAUGCCUUGCCUUGAUACAUCCCAUUUCUAAUGGAGGACAAGAAGUUAUUUUCUCCAAUGGCUCACUUCCAGAAUUUCUGGCUGAACGUUCUUUGUCAAGUGUAUAUUCCCUUCUCUAGGCCUUUCUAUAUAGAGCCCACAAACAUCGUCAAUGUGAAUAAUGUCAUUCAGAGGGUUAGUGACCAGGCUUCUGCCAUGAACAAGAGGAUUCAUUACUACAGCCGACUCACUGCUCCUACAGACAAGGCACUGAUUGCCCCAGAUCAUGUAGUUCCAGCUCCAGAAGAGUGCUAUGUAUAUAGUCCAUUAGGUUCUGCCUAUAAACUUCAAAGUUACACUGAAGGCUAUGGUAAAAAUAGCAGUUUAGUAACCAUUUUUAUGAUUUGGAAUACCAUGAUGGGAACAUCUAUACUAAGUAUUCCUUGGGGCAUAAAACAGGCUGGAUUUACUACUGGAUUAUGUGUCAUCUUGCUGAUGGGCCUUUUAACACUUUAUUGCUGCUACAGAGUAGUGAAAUCACGUUCUAUGAUCUCAUCAGUGGAUACCAGUACCUGGGAGUAUCCAGAAGUCUGCAGACAUUAUUUUGGCUCCUUUGGACAAUGGUCAAGUCUCCUUUUCUCCUUGGUAUCUCUUAUUGGAGCAAUGGUAGUUUAUUGGGUCCUUAUGUCUAAUUUUCUUUUCAAUACUGGAAAGUUUAUUUUCAAUUUUAUUCAUCACAUUAAUGACACAGAUGCUAUACUAAGUACCAAUGAUAGCAACCCUGUGAUUUGCCCGAGUGCUGGGAGUGGUGGCCAUCCUGACAACAGCUCCAUGAUUUUCUAUGCCAAUGACACAGAACUCCAACAGUUUGAAAAGUGGUGGAAUAAGUCCAGGACUGUGCCCUUUUACCUUGUAGGACUCCUCCUCCCACUUCUCAAUUUCAAAUCACCUUCAUUUUUUUCAAAAUUUAAUAUCCUAGGCACAGUGUCUGUUGUCUAUUUGAUUUUCCUUGUUACCUUGAAGGCUAGUCGCUUGGGAUUUCAUUUGGAAUUUCACUGGUUUGUGCCAACAGAAUUUUUUGUACCAGAGAUAAGAUUUCAGUUUCCACAGCUGACUGGAGUGCUUACCCUUGCUUUCUUUAUUCAUAAUUGUAUUAUCACACUCUUGAAAAACAACAGGAACCAAGAAAACAAUGUGAGAGACUUAUCUAUUGCUUAUAUGCUGGUGACAUUAACUUAUCUCUAUAUUGGAGUCCUGGUUUUUGCUUCAUUUCCUUCACCACCAUUGUCCAAAGACUGCAUAGAACAGAAUUUUUUAGACAACUUCCCUAGCAGUGACAUCCUGUCCUUCAUUGCAAGGAUAUUCCUGCUGUUCCAGAUGAUGACUGUAUACCCACUCUUAGGCUACUUGGCUCGGGUCCAGCUAUUGGGCCAUGUCUUCGGUGACAUUUAUCCUAGCAUUUUCCAUGUGCUGAUUCUUAAUGUAUGUAUUGUGGGAGCUGGUGUGAUCAUGGCCUGUUUCUACCCAAACAUAGGAGGAAUCAUAAGGUAUUCAGGAGCAGCAUGCGGCCUGGCCUUUGUAUUCAUAUAUCCAUCUCUCAUCUAUAUAAUUUCUCUCCACCGAGAAGAGCGUCUGACAUGGCCUAAAUUAAUUUUUCAUGUUUUCAUAAUCAUUUUGGGCCUGGCUAACCUGAUUGUGCAGUUUUUCAUGUGAAAAUCUCAACUAUCUUUUCAAAGUCUUUCAUGGUGUUUUCAACUUGGACAACAGUUCCCCAUAAAUUCACUUGUAAAUGCUGUUGUUUCUGUAAUUCUAAAUGUUUUCCUAGGAUAAUUUUAAAUGAGGGAAAUAAUGGUCUAUUAGUAGGAAAUUUCUCAACCAAGAGUAGAAAAGGGCAGUAAGACUGGUCUUUGCCUCUGCCUUUUCAUACUCACCUGGUUCUUCACCCUGAUAGUCUUUUCUAAGUGUGUGCCCUUUUCUAAUGUGUGCCCUUAGGAAAACUCUUGCCAGGUUUUGCUUUGAGAGAUAGAUAGUGGGUAGGUCUAUUUUGACUACAGUGAAGAUUCUCAGGGUGUCACAGCAACUGUUGCCAGAUGCUCUUUCUGUUUUUUAUUUCAGGGUAUUAGUUUUAUUACUUGCUAGGCCAUUUCUGCCAUUUGCCCAAACCUUUACUGUUUGGGACAAUAAACCAAAUACCUCAUUUUUCAAAAGAAGUCUUCAUGACAUCACUAUUAAGAGUGAAGUAUUAACUAUGUCCUAAAUCUCUAUUUUAAAAAUAAGACAGUGUCAGUGCAGGCACUGUAGGCAUGCAAAUCACACAAAAUAAAUGAACUUGGAGAGUUUGUUGCUGU
This is a messenger RNA of Talpa occidentalis (Iberian mole), 3807 nucleotides long. It is a transcript of the gene SLC38A9, whose product is annotated as solute carrier family 38 member 9. The record is from RefSeq and is a predicted model, not a curated record. NCBI's taxonomy places the organism in Eukaryota, Metazoa, Chordata, Mammalia, Eulipotyphla, Talpidae. Gene Ontology annotation, molecular function: amino acid transmembrane transporter activity. The transcript has 14 exons. The coding region runs from base 1511 to 3172 and encodes 553 amino acids. Gene Ontology annotation, biological process: amino acid transmembrane transport.